AUGUCCCAGUCUGGAAAAGUCCUUCAUCUGUACGUGGAGGUAAGGUCAGCCCCGGAGCAGGAUGGGAAGGGGGGCUUGGGGGGAGGAGUGGAGGGUCCUGGGACUGGGAGUAACUCAGCCUCAGCACAGGAUGGGCCAGCUGGGCUUUUGUCCAAGCUAACCUGCCAGACAAAAUGUCAGACUCCUACCAAAGCUCCAACGCACCGCCUAGCCCAUAACUUCACUCACACCCAGUCUCCCUCCAGACACACAGUGAGCUUCCAGCUCCACCAAGGCAAUGGCAACCAGUCGCCUAGCAUCUCCAAGCGGCAGAGUUUACCAGCAGCACUGAACCAUUCCCCAGCCUUUUCCAGAAAUGGGAGGACCACCACCCCCCACAAACCCUCCUCCAAAGGGCAGGGGGUGGGGGGAAAUGCCAAACGCUCGGUGGUCACCUUCAGCUACAUUGAGAAGGCUAACGUCAAGACAGUGGAGAGCCCACAGAACUCUGCCUGUGAGAGGAGGUCUAGGGAGGAGAGGUCGUCCCCACCUUCCUACCCCCGGAAGAGACUCAGCGACCCCAUCUGGUUGGGUAGUCCUGGCUCCUCCUGCAGCUCCAGUCCCAAACUAGCGUUUCGUCCCCCAGGGUGUAUCCAGCAACAACAGCAACCGUCAGUCUCCCCCAGCCACCGCCACCCCGUCUUGGAUCCCGUUGGCAGGGCAGCCACCCAGCUUGCCCUGGAAGAGUUUGGGUUUGGUUCCCCCCUGCACAGGAGUAAGAUCCUCCAUGGGCUCGAGCAGAGUCCCAGGUGCUCCCGCCACAACCAGCAGGCCCGUUGCCUGUCCUGGGCAGGCGGCUCUCCUAUCCAACGCCACAGCGCCUGCAAUAAUCUCCCCAAUAAUCACGACAUGGACACAGAUAGAAACCGGGCCAUUUGCGGGCCAUUACCCAGGAGCCCAGCCUCCGACCAGCUUUCGUCUCAUGCUAGCCAGGCCGCUCUGGGUAUGUCUCCUAACUCGAGACCCAGGUUGUGUAUGGGGCCCAAGGCCCAGAGCCCACACCAAUGGGAACGUCAGGACAAAGCUAUCAUAGGGAGUCCAGCCACCCAGAGACAAGUACACAAGCCCUGUAACAGCAGUUCCUCCCCUCAAGGGACCAUUCUCCAACUUAGCAAUAAACUAGGGGUGGGAACUGUACUGAACCAGCUAAGUGGUAGCAAACCCUCCUCCCCAUCCAACAGCCCUGAAGUGGCCCGGAGGCUAGCUGAGGAGGCUACUAAAGUGUCCUCUAUUUUAGCAGAGGUAAGGAGGAACUCAUUGACAUUGCACAGCACUUUAGACGAAGUAGAGAGCCUCAACUGUGGAUGUAUGUCCAGAGAAGCCAACAGUUCUGUCCCAAAAGCACAUCUGCAACAUUUGCAGCAUCAGAAAGUUAAGAUGAACAUCCCUUUACACGGCCUACACACACCAGCAUCGAACGACACUGACUCUCACCAGACUGGAAACUCUUUACCAUCGUCACGCACACAGGACACAAACUCUCCAACACUAACCAAUCAUGGGACACAGCGCGGAGGAGGGCAGGCUCUGGGUCAGAGCUCCAUCCUAUCAGACGCAGUAGUGGGUGGAGGAGUGUCCCCAGCCCUGCCUUCACGCUUCCUCCGUCCAUUUCUUCCACCAGCCGAGACCAGCUCCCCUCUGAGGGACCCCAGGCUGCUGAGAGCCCAGCUCAGAGUCACCGACAGCCCCACGCUGCACCGCUGUCAGCCCCCUCAAUACACUGGAGAUUUCUGGUCCUUUGAGCCGGACAGGAGAGCCGACUUGUCCUGCUUCGACAGGGGGGACAGUGCCGAGCUGGCCCGUAGGCUCUACAUACGCCAGAGUGUGGAAGAAGCCCCUGUCAGCUGGACUUCCAGGCAGCCCUGGAGCCACCUGGUAGGGGAGGAGAGCAGCAGCUCCAGGUCCAGCCCCAGACAUGGACCUGGACCCGGUCAGCAGCCCUUGAGCACGGCCCAGCAGAAGAGGGCUGAGCAGAGGAGGAGGGAGGUUCUGCUGCUGGGCCCUGUGGUGCUGGACUCCCCAGAGGAGGACGAGGGCCUGGAUGGGGAUGGGGAAGGGGAGGAGGUUUCGGGACAAGGGCAGCAGCCAAGCCUGCUGAGGGUGGAGGAGCCUCGAGGGGGGGAGCAAAUUGGGAUAGCGGGGUCCUCGUCGCGCAGCUCCAGCGGGGUGACGGGCAGCCUAGGUGAAAGGGAAUGUGUGUCCCCAGAGUCCAGUCAGUCCAGCCACCAGAGCAACGAGACAGGGGCUGCCACUUCAGGGAUACAGACGGACAGUGGCACUGCAGUCCCAGGCCCCUCCCUCCACUCCCAGAGGAUAGCUCGUGCCAAGUGGGAGUUCCUAUUUGGGACACCCGCUGAGGAGGCUGCCAGCAGGGGGGAGAAAAGUACCAUCGAACCCUCCACAGCUCCUCCCAGUGGCCAGUCCAGUGAAUCCCCCACCUCCCCCACCUCCCUCCCCCUCAUCUCAGCCAAUCACGAGGUGCAGCACGUGGAGGUGGAGCUGGUGACUCCAGCGGCGGCGGGGGAGUCGCCAAAGACGGGCAUCAUCCGGAGGACCCUCAAGUACUCGGAGACGGACCUGGACGCCGUGCCCCUGCGCUGCUACCACGAGACCGACAUCGAUGAGGUGCUAUUGGCUGAGCAGGAAGACGCCGACUCAGCGCAGCAGCCCCCUGGGUGUCUGUCCCUAUGA
Molecule: messenger RNA, 2730 nt
Organism: Salvelinus sp. IW2-2015
Lineage: Eukaryota; Metazoa; Chordata; Actinopteri; Salmoniformes; Salmonidae
Source: RefSeq, a predicted model, not a curated record